AUGUUCCCAGAGAUAGCGGCCUUUUUCGGCCCUUCUGGCCGUUCCCUGACCUACCUACCUACUGGUCAAGUCAGAGACCCUUUUGCGUUCUGCCUUCCCCACUCUCUUCCCCACUCCCUUCCUGUUGCAGAACCGGAGGAUGGAAGUAACACCAACAGUGGUAACCCCACUGACGAUGGCGACAGCAGCAGCGACGAAGACGACGAUGGCACCGUCAGCAGCAGUAGAGGUGACUCCAAGCCAAAAGGUUUUGGAGCGACAGCAGCGGGAAAGGCCGCAGGCAAGGCAGCAGGGAAAAAGAGCAGUGGAAACCGAAAGGGGGGAGGGAAACGGGUGGGUUCCCUUCAGGGAGUUCCCAGGGGGGUGGCGUCUAGAGCACAAGCCGCCGACCCACGCAGGAGGAAUUUUGAGUCUGUGGCUAGAACAGGCGAGGUGGCCAGGGGAAGUGGAGGAAGCGGGGGUAUCGGGAUGAGCAGAGAGGAGGAGGAGAUGUGGGAGAAGAGUAAGGGGAUGGAUGGCGUUUCAGAUAUGGAUAGCCUUGCAGCACUCUGGUUUUUGGGUCUGCCCAUGCCAGGGAUCCCGGAUGGGAAGGGAGGGAUGAGGGUGCCUAGUGAUGCUGAGAUGUUCGUGCAUGUGUUUGUGAAAGGCUUAGCCAAGCGGCAGAUAGGGAUGAGUGAGGGCGGGAAAAGCAGCAGCAGUGAGAGUGGGAGGGAUGGUGAGAGCGGGGGUGAGAGAAACGGGGAGAAACUAGGCGAACUGUUAAAACUUUUCAAGAGCUCUGGGAGAGGGAAAGAUGGUGGUAUCGGAAGGGGAGAGGAGGGGAAGGGGGUCAUGGUGAUUGAGAGGAGGGAUGGUUCUUCUAAAGAAGUUGAUGUGGCAGAGGUUGAGGCAGAGCUUGCAGCUUAUCUUGACUCCGCUAGCAAGAAGGCUGCUGAAGGCCGCAGUGAGCAGAGAGACAUGGGCAUGGAGGCAGAGCGAAAAGCGCCAAGCCCUGGGAUCAAAGACGAGCCCUUGGAUGUGCAAGGCGCUAGCAACGAGGCAGACUAUAAGGGGUAUAACGAGGCAGGGGGAGACGAGGGGGAGUUGGCGGCUGGGUGGGAUUCGAGCCAGGAAGUGAGGGGUGAGAGGGAGGGGGAAAGCGAGCAGAGAGAGAGGCCAGGGGUUGAGUCUAGUUCGGGGGAGGUGGAAAGGAGAAGGGGAGAGGAGGAGGAGGAGAGAAUUGAGGGGUUUGUGCCAAGGGAGGCAGAAGAGAGUGAGGAAGAGGAUAACGCGGGGUGGAUUGCGAUAGAAAAGAUUAAUGAGGUGCGGAUUGGAGUGGAGGAAGGAGAGGCGGAUUCAGCAGAGGGGCUGUCAGAUGUGGAUCAAGGGAUGAGGAGAACGAGGGGAGAUAAUCCAAACGAGAGAGUGUUUGAAAGGACGAGAGAGAGAACGGAGACCUCUGAGUCUCCUGAACGAAUGAGCAAGGGAAGAGAGACCUUUGAGACGGCUCAAAAAGCAGCAGGGGGUAGACCAGAUGUGGAUGAAGGGAUGAGGAGGAGGGGAGAGGAUCUUGAGGCGCCUGUACGGGCGAGCGAGGGAAGAGAGACUUUAGUGGCACCUGAAAGAGUGAAUGAGAGUGGAAAGGUGAGACAAGAGGCGGAGAGGCAGAGCAAGGAGGAGGAGAAGAAGAGACUGGAAGAGCAGCAGAGGGUGGAGAGGAAGAGGGAGAGGAGGAGGGCGAGAAGGGUGAUGCUGCUGGCAGCUCAGCUUAAAGAGGCCUUGGAGAGGCAAGGCAAGGUGAUUCUUGAGACGCCUGAAAAGACUGCUCAGUUGAAAGAGGCAAUGGAGAGGCAAGGGGAGGGAAGGCAGGGGGCGAUAGGGCAGGGAGGAGAAGAGAACGUGUGGGAAGAUGGGGUGGGAGAGAGGAGAGAGGGGGAUGGUGAUGGGGGUGAGGGAGUGUUGGGUGAGGGGCGCAGGGAGGGACAGGAGGGAGAGAUGGGCGAAGGCAAGCGACAGAUGGGAGAAGGGGGAGAGAUGAGCGAAGGUGAAAGUGAGACUAGCGAGGAGUUGGAAGCGGUGAAGAUGGAAUAUGAAGGAGACAAAGUGGGGAAGGUGGAAGGAGGGGGGAAUGGUUUAGGAGCAGGAGGGAGUCUGGAUGUGGAGGAGUUGAGACUGGUGGAUUUGGGGCAGGUGGCGCUUCUGCUGGGGGCUAUUGAAGGGCUCAAGGAGGUUCGGGAUUUGCCGAAGCUGAUGAGCUGGCUCGGCGGUGUGUCGCAGGGGGAAGGCGGUGAGGUUGGUCGUGCUGAGGUGGAUCAGGCCAGUGAUGACGUGUCUCUGGGCAGUGCUGAGGUGUCGCAGGUGCUGUAUGAGCUGGCGAUUGCGGAGGAGAGUGAGAAAGCAUUAGCGCUGCUGAGAUGGAUGGAGGAGAGGAGGGAGAGGGAGUGGGAGGGGAUGAGUACGGAUCAACGGAGAAAUAUUGUGGAGGAGGAGAGAGCGAGAGAAGCGAGAAGCCUCGAAAGAGGGAUGCAACGGGGGGAAGAGGGAAUUGAGAGGAGGACGGCGAGUGGAGAAGAGAAUGGGGUGCCAGAAGAAAUUCAAGGAGGAGUGGUAAUUGGGGCGGUUUUGGGGGCACCUGAAAAUACCCAAGAGGGGGUGCUGUUUGGGCUGACGUCAAAUGCGUAUGGUGGUGUUAUAACGAUGCUGCUUCGCUUGGGGCGGGUGGAGGAGGGUGAAGCGAUGGUCAUGGGGACAGUGCGAGAGACGCAGGAGCAGCAUGAGAAGGGGCAGAAGGGGCAGAAUGGGCAGCAGGGGCAGCAGAAGCAGGAGUUAAAGCAGCAGCAGGAACAGUGGGAGAAAAUCCAUCCUCCCCCCAUCCCCAUUCCCCACCGUGUCUACUGCCAACUCAUUGGCGCUCUGGUUGGCACCGGCAAGGGCUUGCGAGCACUUGCUGUGUUUUCCAAAAUGAGGAAAGAGCAGGGCCAGGGUCAGAGCACCAGGCAGAGCAAGGGGCAGAGCAAGGGGCAGGGCAAGGGGCAGAGCAAAGGGCAAGGCAAGGGGAAUUGGAAGGGGGGCGGCACAGAGUGGGGGAAAGGUGGGGGAAAGGGGGGUUCCGAACGGGGUUAUAAGUGGGCGGACAAAGGGGCGAGGAAGGCGGGGGAAGGGCGGCCUUCUUUGGCGUUAUGCCACCUGGUGAUGAAGGGGUGCUUGAAGGAGGGCGGGCGGGCGGGAUUGGAGGGAUGUUACGCGAUGGUGGAGGAGAUGUAUGCGAUGGGCGGCAAAGUGAAACCCACUCCGCUCACUUUCUCCUUCCUGAUCCGUGCACUUCUGCAAGAGGGGGAGCUGAAGCGAGCACCUCGCGUGCUGCGCGAGAGGAUGCCGCGCAGAAACCUGGUUCCUCGCUUGGAGGACGUGCAUGCAGUCAUGAAGGCCCUGCUGGGGCAAGGCGAGGAGGCGGGAGUGGCCGAGGCGAUGAGGAUCAUGAAUGAGAUUCUGGGGGUGAAGGGGGAGGGGUGGAGGAGGGAGAGUACCUUACAGAUGGUCAAACCGAGCGAGCUCACCUUCCGCAUGCUCAUCCUCGGCCUGUGUCGCGAGCGCAACCCCAGCAAGGCCGUGUUCUACCUCACUUGCAUGAUGGACCGGGGACUGAUGCCCGACAGACAGCUCUUUCGCGCCUGCAUGCUCACACUCUCCGCUCUCGGCAUCACCCGCGAUGCAUUGGAGUUAUUUGAGCUGAUGCGCGGGACGAGGGCCACGCGGGCGCUGAUAGACGCGGACAUGUGCACGCUGCUGCUGGCGGCGCUGGGCAAGCGCGGGCUGGGGGUCGAGAUGAAGCGCGUGGCAUCACUCAUGCGGAAGAUGGCGAUCGCUCACAGUGGCGAGUCGUACGCGCAGCUGAUCAUGGGGUAUGCACGGGCGGGCAUGUGGGGCGAGAUGGCGAUCGCUCACAGUGGCGAGUCGUACGCGCAGCUGAUCAUGGGGUAUGCACGGGCGGGCAUGUGGGGCGAGGUGGAUGCUCUAGUGGCCGAGAUGGACGAGCAGCCUAGCCGAAACACAACUAUCGCCACCUCAGCUGCUGUUGCUGCUGAUUCCGCCUCCAUCUACGUUGGUGUUGAAGAGCUGGGGAUUGGAGUUGAGCCGACAGUGAGGGACAGCAUGGCGGUGUGCAAUGCGCUGAUGAUGGCGUAUGGGAGGGCGGGCAGGAUGGAGCAGAUGGAGAUGGUGGUCAAUCGGCUCCGGGUGCUGUCGCCAGAUGGCACGCUGCGACUGGAGUCGUACAACACUCUCCUGGAGGCCCUGGGGCUGGCGGGGUACUUCGACCAGGCCCUGGGCCUGGGGCUGGCAAGACUCCCAUUCUCCCCCCCCCCGUCUAUCCUGCUCAUAGACGUGAAAGGGCUAGUGGCAGCAGCACGAGCGCAAGGGCUCUCAUUCUCCCCCCCCGUCUACCGCAUGUUGAUAGACGUGCUCGGGAGGGGGGGACGACUGGGGGAGGCUCUACUGGUGCUGGAGGAGCUGAAGAGGGUGCACCCCGGGCAUGGCAACCUGUCUGCUUAUAAUACACUGCUUCUGGUGAGAAUCUUAAUUGUUGUAUGA
Molecule: messenger RNA, 4569 nt
Organism: Closterium sp. NIES-65
Lineage: Eukaryota; Viridiplantae; Streptophyta; Zygnematophyceae; Desmidiales; Closteriaceae
Source: the annotation of a GenBank genome assembly